This is a messenger RNA of Lolium perenne, 747 nucleotides long. The record is from RefSeq and is a predicted model, not a curated record. NCBI's taxonomy places the organism in Eukaryota, Viridiplantae, Streptophyta, Magnoliopsida, Poales, Poaceae.
AUGGCGCCGGCAGUUCCCAAAAAACUAGCCAAGAAAUCGGCCACCAAGCCACCGGACAAGGAGGCAGCGAAGAAGGGGCCAAAGACGCCCUUCGCGAAGCCGCGGAAGGCGCCGGCGGUGAAGGUGAAACAAGAGGAGUGGACCGAAGAACGGUGGCAGGAAAACUGCGUGCAGCGCAAGUUAUCGACGGCGAAGCGGAGGGAGCGGCGGAUGGUGGAGCAAGCGAGGAAGACGACGGCAUCGCUUCUGCAGCAAAAAGUCGUGCUGGCCACGUGUACCACUACGACCGCCGCAAGCCCAUGGAGUUGUUCGACGAGCGUGUACAUUCUGGGAGUGGCGUCCCCGUCGACACCCGGUUUCUUUGGUGAGGCCGCAGCGGCGACGCCCGGGUGCCUGACACCGCGCUUGUUGCCGCGGUAUGAGGAUGCUCUGGCGCACGGUGGCUUCAACCCGAACGUCGUGUUAUCCCCGAAAUACGACGAGCAGCAGCGCCAACAAGGCCACGAUGCGGACGGCGUUGCCUUCACUAGCCGUAGGGGUCCGCUCCAAUUUGAGGGCGCCGUUGCUUCCUUCGGGAAGGAGGAGGCAGCGCGCGAGGAGGAGGACAGCGACGAGGAUGACGAAGAGGACGACGACGAAGAAGACGAGGAGGAGGAUGCCGUGGAGGAUGCAGAGGAUCUUGUCGAGGUUGACGCGACCGGCGUGAGGAAGAAGAAGGCGGACUCGGGCUUACGAGGCCCCAAGUGA